This is a messenger RNA of Ectocarpus siliculosus, 1375 nucleotides long. The record is from the annotation of a GenBank genome assembly. Lineage: Eukaryota; Phaeophyceae; Ectocarpales; Ectocarpaceae.
AUGAAGUGCUCUCUGCUUCUUGCUCUCGCGUUCCGGGCUCAGUCCGGACAAGGCUUCGUUGGUCCCACGGGAGGGCUGGUCCUCUCCAACUGCGUCUCGGUUGCGGCGCGCAGCAACAACAACAUCGUGAGGAGGGGAGUGGCCUCGACCUCCCUGAAGGCUGCAGCCUCCGACGAAGGCAGUGAUGCGUCGGUUAACUUGAGGAAGCCGGCGGUAGUCGAGGCGAUUGCGGAGCGAAGCAACCUGGACAAGAACCAGGCCGAAGCGGCGUUGGCCGCUUUCACGGACGUCGUCAUGCAGGAAGUCGCCGACGGGAACAAGAUCAGCCUGCAGGGCUUCGGGACUUUCGAGGGACGCGCGCGAAAGGGUCGCACGGGCCGCAACCCGCGCACGGGCGAGGAGCUCAAGAUCAAGGCCACCACGGCGCCGGCGUUCUCAGCGUCGAAGGCCUUCAAGGACAUGGUGAAAGCGGCACACACUGACUAGAAGGAAAUACAACAACUACAAGAGCGGCUGACCGGAAGCAAGGGCGCAUCGCUUUUGGUGUCAUUGGGUUGGCAUUGUAGUCCUCGGUUUUUGUUUAUUUCUUGCCAGAGGCUGCGUAAGGCCGAUAUUUUUGGGUGGCGGGUGAGGGUAGAGUUUUGAUGAAGUUGCAUGGGGGUGUAAGGGGUGGGGGAAGGGCUGUCUUGAGAACAGCUCAUUGUAUGCGCACGAUAAAUGUUUUGUUUUUUUUAGCACGAACGGUGUUUGGUGCGUUGUUCUAAAGGGUAAGAAAGUUGACAUGUUUGUUUUGGCGUGUGGUAGCACGGCGGCCGUUGCUUUCGUUCAUCCCUUUGCGUAGUACUGCCAAGGAUACGCGCAUCGGUGUGUUGUUGGAAAGGAGGCCGUGUGGAAGCCCUGUUGCACGUACAACCAUCUGAAAUGACGGAAGUCGUUGCCUCCGUCCCUCACCCGGCCGCUGCCAACUCGGUUGUAUUCGAAGAUGAUAAUAGUGAUGUCUUUGGAUGGAAGGCUGUAAUAAUAACCGCCCGGGGUGUUUGACCACCUUCCGUGCGUGCUUACUGUGUUCUGUUGUGCCGCCCGCUCGGACUGAGCGGCGGGCGGCUUUGAUCUUUGUGUUUCCCGGGUUUGUUGGGCCCUGCACUGGCGUUUGCGUUUGCAUGAGUAGCGUUUCGGAUAUUGUGGCGGUGUUUUUUUCAACGAAGAGAACCAAGAGUUGAAUGUCCGUUGCGAGUUGACGUGAGACAGAGCUGACAGCCGAUCGUCUGGGACACGCAUCCCACUGUAAAGUGACUAUUCUAACCCAUAAUCACGCAGUGUCUUGGGCGAUAAGUGAUCAUAGACAGGUGGCCUUCAUGAGUGGGAACAACUCCAC